AUGUAUCUGGAGGAAACGAUGUGGUCCGGCAGCGUGACCCGCACAGAAUGGGCACUCUUUAUCAUGGUAACCCCCGUGAUGUUUUACGGCACUGAUGUAUUCCAUGCCCGGGCCAUGAAGGAGAUAUAUGCCUUGUGGAGACCUGGAAGUCGGGUGCCCAUCCUGCGGAGAUUCUAUCGUUUUGGUAGUAUGAACCUUUUGAUCUCUGCGGGCACAUCCGUUGCCUAUGUCUCAUCCCUGGCUAUACUUAUCGUCGAUGCAGUCGUGGGUACUAAGUUCAGUCCCCACAGCACGACCUAUUUCGACUCGGUGGUUUUCCUGACUCUUUUCAUUCUUGCUGGUCGGUUCCUAGAGGCAUACAGCAAAGCCAAAACCGGCGAUGCUGUCACGUCAUUGGGUAACCUUCGACCCUCCGAGGCACUGUUGAUCGAAGACACAUCCACUAUCAGUGGCGAUGCCCCCGAUGGCUCUGCUGCAGAGGGGAUGAAACGUACAAAUGUUGACCUCCUCGAAGUUGGCGACAUCGUCAGUAUUCCUCAUGGCGCCUCGCCUCCUGCCGAUGGAACGGUCAUUGACACCGCCUCGUACCAAUUCGAUGAAAGCUCUUUGACUGGAGAAUCUCGACCGGUCAAGAAAUCAAUCGAUGACAUAGUAUAUACUGGCUCUGUGAAUGUCGGCCAACCUGUACGCAUUCGCAUUACUGAGCUCGGUGGUUCAUCGAUGCUUGACCUGAUCAUUGCUGUAGUUCGUGAAGGCCAAAGUAAGCGUGCACCACUCGAAAGGGUCGCCGAUCUUCUCACCUCGCAUUUCGUCCCCAUCAUCACGCUCAUUGCUAUUUCAACCUUCAUCAUCUGGUUGGCCCUUGGUCAUUCGGGUGUGCUCCCCACAGACUACCUUGAUGUCGCUCAUGGUGGUUGGACAUUCUGGGCUCUUGAGUUUGCGAUUGCAGUAUUCGUUGUAGCUUGUCCCUGCGGCCUGGCUCUUGCAGCCCCUACUGCGCUAUUUGUUGGAAGUGGUUUAGCAGCGAAGCAUGGUAUCCUGGUCAAAGGCGGAGGAGAGGCCUUCCAAGAGGCUAGUCGCCUGGACGCGAUCGUCUUUGACAAGACGGGCACAUUGACCGAAGGCGGCAGCCUGAAGGUUUCCGAGCAUCAAGUUCUAACUAGUGACCCGGAACUUGCGAAAGUUGCAUGGGCCCUGACUCGAAAGAUGGAAGAGAGCAGCAGUCAUCCAAUUGCCCAGGCAAUCACCGAAUUCUGCAAAUCCCAACCCUGCGCCACUGUCAAGUCCUCCGACGUCCAAGAGAUUUCCGGACAAGGCAUGAAAGGAAUUUUCACCGUCUCUCGACCGGAGCACGAAGACGAAUACGAAGCUGCUAUUGGAAAUGAACGCCUGCUGCAUAGCGUCCUAUCACCCGAAACAGAUACAUACUUCGUAUCCAACCUGCUGUCAAAAUACCAGUCAGCAGGCAAGUCAACCGCAGUCCUCUCACUCCGCCAUGUCAACUCUCAGUCCUCUGAACCGUCAAACUUCAUCCCAGCAAUCGUGCUCGCAACAUCCGACACAAUCCGCCCCGAAGCCGUCGACAUCAUCUCCCAGCUCCAGAAAAGACGUGUCGAUGUCUUCAUGUGCACAGGCGACAACCAAACAACCGCCCAUGCCGUCGCAGACAUGCUAAGAAUCCCCCGGUCAAACGUCAUGGCCAAUGUCCUCCCAGCAGAGAAAGCUAGCUUCGUCCGCCAGAUCCAAGAAGGAUCCUCAGACACACCUACAACAACCAGUAACACCAAACAAUCCCGUCCAAUCGUCGCCUUCGUCGGUGAUGGCGUGAACGACUCCCCGCCCUAG
Molecule: messenger RNA, 1845 nt
Organism: Penicillium canescens
Lineage: Eukaryota; Fungi; Ascomycota; Eurotiomycetes; Eurotiales; Aspergillaceae
Product: putative copper resistance-associated P-type ATPase
Exons: 1
Coding region: 1-1845 (614 amino acids)
Biological process (GO): monoatomic cation transport; copper ion homeostasis
Cellular component (GO): membrane
Molecular function (GO): copper ion binding; ATP binding; ATP hydrolysis activity
Source: RefSeq, a predicted model, not a curated record